Molecule: messenger RNA, 735 nt
Organism: Rhizophagus irregularis DAOM 181602=DAOM 197198
Lineage: Eukaryota; Fungi; Glomeromycota; Glomeromycetes; Glomerales; Glomeraceae
Source: RefSeq, a predicted model, not a curated record
UUUUAUCUUUUUUGCCUUUCAUGAAGUUGAAAAGAAAUAAUUUCCCAUUUCUUAAGAUUCCGAAUAGUAAUUUCCCAUUAGUUCUUCUUAUUCUAUGCUAUCUAGAACCCGAACAUGCGUAAAUGGAUCCUGGAUUCUAAAAUGGAAAUUUUUUUCUCUACUUUAUUUGCGAAUCACCACAUAAUAAUUCAAGUGCGUAAUAAAAAAUAUGCCAGAACUUUCGAGCAUGACGCACUCUUGACCGGUUUAUUAAUACGCUAAUAAUAAAUGACUGAUACACAAUCACAUGCCCAUAUCUGUGAAAUCAGCGACAUAAAAUCAAUAGGUACUCAUUCAGAUCCACAACACUUGGAAACUGAGGAGAAACUUAGAAAUCAUAUCAUUCAACACGACAUCAAUUCUUGCAAAAGAUCAAUUUCAGGAGACUCAAUUUAUAUAUGUCCGUGGAAAGGUUGCAAUAAAUAUCAAAGUAGUAUUAUUAAACUAGAAGAGCAUUUACGUCAACACACCCAAUAAAAACCAUUCAAGUGUCCAAUUUGCAAUUGUUUGCAAUUUGGUUCUCCUGAUGCGCUAAGUCAACACUUGAUUAUGAACCAUAUUGAUAGCGUUGUAGACUUACCGAUGAUGAAAAUGAAAAAUUGAAUUUAGGUAUGUUACCACAAUUCGAUUGUAGUUAGAAUUUACAUCGAAGAUGAACUAAAACCACGUAUCUUUAAUUAAUAUCAAAAUAAUAUC